Molecule: messenger RNA, 4276 nt
Organism: Daucus carota subsp. sativus
Lineage: Eukaryota; Viridiplantae; Streptophyta; Magnoliopsida; Apiales; Apiaceae
Exons: 1
Coding region: 485-1333 (282 amino acids)
Source: RefSeq, a predicted model, not a curated record
UUAGAUUGAGAUUUCUUAAAAACUACACGUUCAAAUAUUGAUAAAAAUAUGAGAACUUAAAAUGACAACUCAAAUGUUGCCAUUUGAAAUCCAUCGUUUGAAAUGAAAUGUACGUUUCCAAAUAGCUUCUAAAUUUAUUUUGUCCUGCAAGACUUUUACCGUUACUGAACCAAAGCUUUUCCACUGUAAAAUCUAGUACUUCAUAGAAUACAGAUAUGUACAGAAAACGGAUGCAUUUCAUCCAAAUGGUGAGUCUGCAUGUAGAUUUUGCCAUAUCGAUGGACUCAUCUGCUAAACUCUCUACACGUAUCCACCAUACACUAAUCCAUCUGUCCUCUUGGCCUUUCAACAUGCCUCUCUCUCAUUGGCCCCCCUGUCUCUUAUAUACACUCACCCCCUCUUGUGCAAACCUAAGCCCCUCUGCAGCUUCAUCCUCCAUCUCUCUCCCUCCCCCCCCCUCUCUCCCCCAUAUCUCUCCCACAAGAUGAUGCAGACCAUAGACUCUAACAAAACAGCGCAGAUUCUGGCCAGGUACAGGCCUAUUGCACCGAAACCACCUGAUCAUGAAACCAAUAUUAGUACUAAUUCCUCUCCCAACUCAGAUUCAUCAUGCAUGCCUCUAAACAUCAGGGACUCUGCUUAUCUCAGAACCGUCUGGCCUCAGCUGCAAUCCAGGUCUACUCGAGGCCGAAAGCGCGGUAGGACUUCGGUCCCCCCUCCUCUCCCAUGCAAGAGAUCAAAGCCUGCUCAUCUCCCCUCUCCAAUUCCAAAUCAAAUUCCAAAUCAAAUGAUCAUUCCUGUAGAGAAAAAUCUUGUCAAGCAUCUUGAAUUACACCAAUCUCCCAAUCUCUUCACCCCGAAGCCUAUUCGCCUCGUUUCCUCAUCAAUCCUAAUCCAGCCAAACUCCACCCUCUUAAGCCCUGCACUCACUAAUCCGGGUCAUUCUACAGCCGAUGAAAUCGAGAAAGGAAUAGAAUCCCAAACCCUACCUGUACUAAUCUCUGACUCAAAAAACCAAGUCAGGCUCGCCAAUUCGGCUUAUAAGCGCUUAAUAGGACAGCCAGAGUGCAACUGGCUCGAAUCAAUCACUGCAUGCAACAGAAUUUGCGGUGAAGUAACCCUAAAGAUCCCUGAAUCUGUGGUUUCUGAGCUUGCUUCAUCAUCCAAAGGGGUGAAUUUUUGCUUGGUGGUUAUAGAGUGGGGGAACAGUGAGUACAAAAGCUCCAUCACUACUUCAGGGGAGGCUGUGAGGCUGAGGUGUGAAUCGAGGGAUUAUGUGUUUGCAUGGAGGUUUCAUACACAAGGGGCUCUGGUUCCUGCUGCGAAUUUUUGAGUUUUUAUACAUGAUUAUAUAAGGGUGUGCUUGGGGGCUUGAUUCCGAUAAGCCCCGAAACGAAAAAACAGGAAAAAAGGCGUCCGCUAAAAUGAAGUGAGAUGUGUUGAUGAUGUGUUCUGGACUAGACAUUUGUGUAAUGUGUCUGUCUAAGGUGUGAGUAACUUAUAUAUGUGAUCGAUGCUAUAGUGUCUAAUAAAAAUCCUAAAAUGUUUCAUUGCGAAAUUUAUUCUUUUAACGAAAAACAAAGAAUUGUUCAAAUACUGAUAUCCAGCCUAAUUAUAAUCUGAUUGUGAAAUAGAAAUGAGCUAAACUAAUAUUGACUUAACAUAUUGAAUAUUAAAUUCUUAAAUCUAAUUGAAAAAUAUUAGUAGAAUGAUACACAUAAGAAUUAUUUAUAGCCCAAUGUUCAUAACUAUUAAUACAUAAACUAAUAUUGGAGCAACAAUUAUUCCAAAAUAUGAAGACUUUGUUAUUGUGUAAGAUGAGUAUUGUGAUAUUAAUUAUUGUGUCAUAUUUGAUGUCAGCUUUGGUAAUCGUCCAAAAUUAGUAAAAUAUAAAUUCUUCUUAAAAAAAUUAAUGCAGUGAAGAAGAUGAGGAAUAACGGAGAAUUGGUCGCUGGAGUUCUAACUUUGAAAAUCUAACUCUCAAAACUGCAAACCAUAAUUUUUGACCACACAUAUUGGUUCGUACAAUGAUAUGUACUUACACUACACCAUAUAUGGUCUAUCCCAACACCCCAAAUUAGUUGCUAAAACUGCAAUUUAUGUUGCCAUUGGAUUUUGGGCAACGUUUUUUCCAAAUUUGAAGGUGUUAGGACUAUUUAAAUUUUGUGUCCAAGAUUGACAGUCAAAAUUAUUCAUAUGUAUUUAUUAUCUUAAUAUAAAAUGUCCAAUUUUGACAUUUCAUUUGUACUCUUUAUGUCCAAGUUUGACAUAUGAAUUGAAAAUUCAAAUCGAUAUGCUGCUUUCGAUUCUAUGAAAUCUGUUCGAAAGAUAUUGAAUUCGAUUUAUACAAAUGAAUUCUCGAUUCUUUUAUAAUUUAAAGGUUUAAAAGAAUAUCUUUGAAUUACAAGUUCUUCGACUAAACACCAAUAUUAGUCCCAAUGUGAUACUACUUUUCGAAAUAAAAAGAAAAGUGAAAGGAAAACUGUAGCCUUUCAUCUCGAUUAUUCAAAAGAAUUCAAAAAUCGAUUCCUCCUCCUUGACUCAAAGAAAGUCAAAAUUAUAUGAUUUUUGAGACAAAAAGAAAAGUUAAUACUCAUUUUCCAAUAUAAAAUGAAGUCAAGAAGCUAAAAGAAUAUGAAAUCCACCCAAAAGCUUCGACCCGAUAAAUUAGUUCAAAACGAACUAUUUCGAGCACAUUGCACAACUAGCUACUAUAUUUCAAAAAUGCAAAUGACUUGUAAAUAAAAAGGACAAUAAAAUCCUCAUACUUCUUCUCUAUUUUAAAAGGAUACACUAUCUAUAUAUAUUCUCAAAAAGAGAAUGCUAGUGCAAAAUUAAGGGGAAGCUAACCUCUUUUAAAUUAUUUUUGGUUUUUAUCAACCAAAAGGGGAAGAAGACGUGCAAGUACAGUACCAUUUUCUUUUGAGUACCAUUUUCUUUUGCACGAUCCAAAAUUAAAAUUUUAGUAUAAAAAAAAAAGGAAAGAAGACGUGCAUAUAAAGUUUUUUAAAAUGCACAAUCCAAUACAAAAAUGUGAGAACAUCAAAUCUUUCAAAAACUCUACUAAUCAUUUUUUUUUCAGGAAAUAAUCAAAGGACUUCUCGAUACGCUUAUUGCGAGGAUUACAAGUAUACUUCCUAAACUCUUUAUAUGUUAUGUGAAAAAUAUUUUUUUCAUAAAUUCAUGCAUACAUCAAGGGGAAGCACACACUUGUAAAAUUUAAAUUUUAGGUUUGUUUGAUAAAUACCAAAAAGGGGAAGAUUGAAAGGAUAUCUUCGAUAUUGAUUUAUUUUGGUAUUUAUUAAAUAAACGUAAAAUUUAAAUCACCUAGAUCCUCCCAAUAGGACAUUUAAUUUAAAUGAUUAUUUCUAAGUGAAAGGUUAAUUUUAGCAAGAGAUUUGAAAAAUGAUUUCCGUGUCAAAAUUUUUAAGAUUUUCUGUGCAAUAUCCAUGCUGAGGAAUAUCGCCAUUCUACGAUUUUCUCUCUCUUACUAUUGCAAAAUCAAAUUGACAUGAAGAUGGAAAAAGGAUUUUCACAAGUUGAUAUUCUUUAAAAGCUUCAUGUAACAUUAUUUUCAAAAUCUAGUAUUUAAAGUGAUUUAUUCCCUAUUUUAUCAAUUUCUUAUUUUAAGGGAUAAAUUAACUUUAAUUACUCAAAAAUAAAUCUUCCUUUCCAAAAAUCAUUUUUUUAUCCAAAAGAAAGAUUUACCCUCUCAUCUUAUUAAUAUUUGGCCUUACAAAUAUUAAUAUCCGUUUUUGCAACCUUGUGAAAUAUUUUCUCUUUGGUCUCUCAAAUUACCUAUUUUUCGGAGAAAAAUAUUUUAAUACUUAGAAUGCUUUCCAAAAUUAUCAAAAUCAUGAUUUAUCAUGAAUCUUAAUAUUCUAAGUAUUUUGGUUUCACAAAUUAGUCAAGGGUCUACUCGUUUUGACCAAAUACUAAUUUUUCCGGUUUUCAUAUAUUUCCUUAUUUUUCGAAGGAAAUUAAUUUAAAUACUCAAAUAUACUUCCCAACACUCCAAACUAUUUUAUCUUUAAGGGAAUAUAUUUAUAGUAUUUAUUCAAGUCAAAACUUUUGUCAAAAUCCGUUUACAAAUUGUCAAAAGAAUUUUCGUAUUUUAUUGUAUUCCUAAAAGCGGUUUUUAUCGUUUUAAUUCCGGAUAAAAUACUUCUACUUGCUAGAAUGACUUGAAACUUUGGGGAUGUCAUUUUUAUAUGUAUAGGCAUGUUAGGUAAAAGUUUUGUAAUUUUUCGAAAACUUUCGUUUCGUAGCGUUUUUC